Messenger RNA from Athalia rosae (coleseed sawfly), 9240 nucleotides. RefSeq lists its product as uncharacterized. Gene Ontology annotation, biological process: homophilic cell-cell adhesion; synapse organization. The transcript has 9 exons. The coding region runs from base 2197 to 4224 and encodes 675 amino acids. Gene Ontology annotation, molecular function: axon guidance receptor activity. The record is from RefSeq and is a predicted model, not a curated record. NCBI's taxonomy places the organism in Eukaryota, Metazoa, Arthropoda, Insecta, Hymenoptera, Athaliidae. Gene Ontology annotation, cellular component: neuronal cell body; plasma membrane; axon.
UCAGUCUAAUUUGAACCUCCGCGAGUGUCCGACUUACGGGCCACCAAUCUUUUUUCUGUUGUUGCACGCACUCGGUCACCCACGCUCGCCGACCCCUCGUGCCGCAACCGAUACGAGUUCGCAUGACCGGUAUUAAAAAGUGUUCAAGAAUCAAUGAGAAACGGGGAAUGUAAAAGAAGAGAGCGGCGAAAUUCGACAGACUCGAAAAAGAAAAAGAGAAAAUGAUCAACACCGAUGUCUAGUCUCGUUAAGAAAGUAACAAGAGUAACGCAUUAUAGAUAAUUCAACCGUACUUAAAAAAUUACUCUCGCUCGGAUGUAGUACACGCAGCACGUACUAUAUAAUUCAUACGUACGAUUUGUAUUCUUUCCGUAGAUCGGAGGGAAAAAACUUAAAUUAAUUAAUCGAAUAAAGAUAAAUAAAUAACAGAUAGCAAAGACCAAUGAUACGACUGCCCUUUGAUCGACAACCCUAUGAUUUUCGAUCGGUCUCAGAGUUUAACUUUAUCCGAUUCUGUCCAUCGGUCUUUUUUUAUACCUCGCUGAUCUCUUCCGCGCUCUCCGCUGGCUGCGCGUGUGUGAUUUCAAUUAAACGGUGUAGAUUGAUGCUCUCGCUCCGAACUCGAAACUACGGAGGUUUUUCCUUCCACGGAUUUGAGCGGCUCCGAAUGAGCGCCGCGACGUAAGAGAAAAAAGAAAAAUCAAGAGAAGAGAAAAAAAAGGUUACUCCGAAAUAUCGUCUCGAAUAAAUUCCGCGGAUUAAAAGAUCCCCCAUCGUUAUUACACGCAUAACGUUAUAAUAAGAACGCCGCAUAAGCGUUACGCGCCUCGCAGUUUCGUCUAGUUUUAUUUUUUAUUUUAUCUACGUCCGACGUAAACGACAACCAUUCGGACGAGGACGUUUAUUCGAGCAUCGCGCCGUAACGUACCUCGACAACUACGCCAGACGAUACGCUUACCGAAAACGGUAAGAAUAAACGUAAGAUAAAGCAAAAAAAAAAAGAAACAGAGACAGCACGGCGAAGAAGCGCGUGUCGCGUUAUAAGAACGGUUCAUCGAGGCCGGUGAGAAUCGAGAACACGAGGUAACUUCGGUCUGAUUUUCCGCCACAGUCCGGGCAGACAGCCGGUGAAUAUUUAUACAGUAACGCUAGCAAAGGGUGAAACGCUCCUCCUAAGUGCAACGUUAUAUCCGAGGCGACAGUUGACAUCUGACGAACGCGUGCGUGCAGCUACUCCCGUGCGUGUUGUUGUCCCGUUCGUGCCUGUCCCCGUGGCUCCGAGAAGAGGAGAGUAAAAAAUAAUAAAAUUACACCUCGGAACUACGGCGCAGGGGAUACUUCCGGACUCCGAGUGAAUCGCUACGCGUAGAGACAAAAGAAUUUUCCCGACCAUUUCCACCGUAUAAGCGGUCGUUCGUCUCCGCAACCGUAAUCCGCCGAGGUUAUCGUCGAUUUCGCAUCCACGACGGAGACGCGGAGCGCAAGAGAAAAAUUACGGAUUACGGAGGAAUGCGCAUCGUGCGAAUAACCGGAGUUCUCGACAGUAAGGAGGAACGGCGCAGCGGAAGCUCUUCGCCCUCGUCCUCGUCCUCGUCUUCGUCGGUGGUGCCGCCGGUGGUCUGGUAGCGAGCGACCCACGUGGUAUCGUCGCAGAGGCGGGAUCAAAGUACCGGGGGUCGUUAAUAGGGGGGCCGAGUAUAGAGAAAUUAUCCAAAAUACCGGGGCACAAUGAAGAACACGGUACUACGUAAGAUAAAAAUAAAAAAUCCUCAAGUGUGCCUGGAAAUCCUUACCACCUACCAGUGGUAUAACACGUCGUGAACGAGACCGAUUAUUGGAUAACGACAGUGUGUGUGUGUGUGCGCGUGUGUGUGUGAAUUUUCGUGGGGCGACACAUGUGAGCCGCGACGCAAUCGGAUAUACCGAGGCUAAGAGUGUGGAAACUAAAAUUGUGCGAUCGUGCGAGAGAAAGAGAAGAAGAUCGUCAAGAGGAGGGGGCGGAGGGGAGAAGGGACGAAGGGACGAAGGGACGAAGGGAGGAAGAAGAAUACGACGAGGAACGAGAAGGAGUCGACGAGGAGCAACGAUACGGGAGGAGAAGAGCGCCGAUAGAAAAACGCAAAUCGAACCUAAUAACGGGUCAAAUUACGAAGGGGUUAGUGAGGUAACCCCCCGGCCAAGUAACCAGAUUGGAUAAUGUGGACAUUUCUGUUUUUGGCGGGUCUAUUUAGCGGUUGGUGGGGCGCUCUGUCGUUAGCUGCGCCCCCCGCGCCAAAUCUGCUACCGUCGACGAUCUCCAGCUCCGAAGAUUCGCCCAUGACGUCGUACCGGGUACGCGACACCUUGAAAAUUCGGAGAGACGCGAUCGGGAGCUCGCCCUUAGCAUCGGCGCUGCGGCGAGCGAGCGAGCCCUACGCCGCAAAUGACAACGAGGGAACCGCUCGGCCCCCCGAUCACCUGGAACCGUAUCGUUACGCCUCCGGGCGUCACCGGGAUGCCGCGAGGUCGCAAACAUCCCCCGAUAUACGAGUCGCUCCUCCGUCGCGAGCCAACGCUGCGGAAUCCCCGGAGAAUCACCACCAGACUCGAUCACCCGAUCGGAAUCCCGACUCCGAGGGUCCGGAAGACAGUUCUUCCAAGUUCAGAUACGACAGUUUGCCCAGGCUGCGGUAUCGCGAACCCACCGACGCCCAAAGACUCGACGAAAUUCCUGGCAACGGACCGGACGACGCGCUCUCCGGUUCCGCCGCUCCCAAAAGUGCAUCCUACACGCCGAGGAGCCGCCGUACGGAGGAAAACGCGGUUACGCCCACCGAGUUUCGGGGGUAUUUUCCGGACGGGCGUAUCCGGUUGGAAAACUUCAUGAACUAUCAGGUGACUCCGACCAGCCUGAGAACGGACGGUGAUUUUGACCACGAAAUUCCUCAUCGGGACAUUCCUGCAGAAAGCGUGGAGAGGGAGCGGAUCGCGAACAACCGUCGGACAACGCUGAAAAACGUCGAAGGGUAUCGACGGAGGCAUCGCGAGGAAGAGGGAGACCGGAGGAGCACCGCGGUCGCUUUGUACCCCUCGGCGGAGGAGCCGGAGCUCGCGCCGCAGCCGGCGCACACGACCCAGCAAUCCGGAAUCGCGGACGCAUGGGACACCGCCUCGUCGGCGGAAUCCGCGAUGGAGAGACCCCGCGUCACCAGGGCCGCGAAUAGCAACAAUAAGAAAAGUAGGAAACGAACGAAGGCGAAUUCCCCGAGGGAGCAACGCCGCCAGGGUAGAAACAAGGAGAGGAGAGGCCAGAAUUGGUGUCCGGACGUGGACGUCGGUAACAGGGCGUUUCUAGCGCCGACCGUUUUCGAGGGCAAAGCGAGGAGCAUGUCGUCCGUGAGAAAACCGGGGUCCAACUACGCGGUUACCUUCGAGGUGAAGCAGGUCUACAAAAGUCAACCGGGCUUCCAGCCGCUGCUGAAAAAUGACAGUGUGCGGUUGCACUUUCGGGACAAGGUGCCCGGCAAAUCGACCCUGUGCGGCGGUUCCGAGGCCAACGGACAAGACGGACAAGGUGGCGUUGUGAGGGCGAAUAUUAAACGGGGAAAAGUGUAUCUAGUUUUUGUGAGCCGCGUGGGACCGAGGAACUUCACUAUCCUAGGCGAACCGAUGAUUCGCAGCAAAAAGAACGCGCAGGCGGUUCAGGCCGUCAUUCGACCCGACUACGUGCGAGAAGUAACACUGUCUGAGCUCCGAGACGCAGUGGCAAGGUUACGGGACAGGGUGAAGCUUGUCUGCAGGACGCGGGGUUCACCACCCCCCAAGGUGCACUGGCUCAAAGAUGGCGUGCCUCUUCACCCCAGACGAGGUCUCAAAAUUCAGCACAAGCGGCGAAGGUCGAAAGUGGUGAUUGCCUCUGCGAGGGCAGAGGACAGCGGACAAUACGAAUGCGUCGCGGAGAGCACCUCCGGACACCGGGCUGCCUUGGCCGCCAAACUUCUAGUCACACACGCUCCAGAAACUACGACGGCGGCGUGGCCUCGGCAGGAAGCUCCAUGUCCGAUCACGGAGGACUUCUGCAUGAACGGUGGAACAUGCCUUUUUUUCGAAACGGUCGGUGAACCAGCCUGCAGAUGCGCAGAGGGUUUCACGGGUCUACGUUGCGAGAACAAGGACGUGAUGAGCACCGGAAAGAUGGAUAAGUACUCUUCGUUCGCCGAGGACAUCUCCCUUGCCCGCUUCUAGCGCAUCUAGCGGCACUGUCAAGCUUGCACACCGGGACAUUCAUCGUGUUUUGUUUUAUUGUAGCCUAUUAAUCCUAUUCUCCCAACACCCGAUCCCUUCUUCGUCCCUCUCUGAACCGCAAUUGCUACAUGUUUUACCCCAUAGACCUGCCCUGUCUACGCUUUGAAGUAAUUUAUUUUUCUCUUACUUUGCUCUCAGUGUUAUCUUUACUUUAUUCUAUUCUACGCUCCCUGCCUUCUGGAUUCUACCUUGGAACUCGUUGAGGCUGCCGCUGCUAUUUUGAGAAGAAUUCGACGUACCUACAUUCGAGAUUUUCACGCAGCGGACACGCGUCGGCACAUCGCGAUCCUCUCGACCCUUGGCCCGCUGCAGAGCGAACCCCCUCGGGCGGUCAAAACUUUUCCGCGCAACUUGCUCAAGUUGGUAGAAAAUUCCAACACCUGACUCCCACCGACAUGCCUAGCGGGUGCGGAUUUUAACUGAAAAGAUACACCAGGCUAAAAUCACGUCGGGGUUGAGACCGAUCACACCCCGAAUGGAUACUCACGUAUCGCGAUGUCGUCGCCCAACACGUCCAUCAACGUCCGGAAUUCGUCUUAUUGUCAGCGACAACUGUACAUACAUAUAACGGCAUAAUAUUGUCAUCCAAGAUGAAAUAAUCCGGCGUAUAAACAUGUACGUACGUACAAGUCCCAGACCCGAGACACUUUAUAUUCUUCGAAUGAGGUUCGAGUCGAGGAAAUGGGCAGAUAGCAGAGAAAGGUAAAGCUCAUUCAGCAAAUCCGACGAAAAGUAUAUAUAGUAUACCGGACCACCGCGUUCGAAGAAUUCCCACGUAUAAUGUGCGGCAGCCAGAGAAUUCGCAGGGAUUUACGCGGGGCGUUGAGUAUGCCGGGUAUAGUACCUACGUAGAUACAUUAUCGCUUUCCUGUAUUUCGUCUUUGCAUAUACGCGAUCAUCAGUCACUGUCAGUCUACGCCGAGACGCCAGUGGGGGUUAAUAUCUUUUUGAGCUUUCGAAGUAAACUAGAAACAAUUGAAGAUCAUUUUGUUAUUUCAAAAGCAACUGCAGUGGUGCUGGGGAUACGUCUCGUAUUUGCCACGUUCCCGUGGGCCCCAGAGCUCCUGUAAAACGCGCACUCUGUCGCAACGAUGAUGGCCAGUACACGUACGAUACAUCAAGUUACCGUGACUUCGGUAUUCGUGCAAAUUUUGGCUCGCGAUUCAACUGUCGCCAGUAAUAAUCUUUCUGCGGUCUGUUCGAUGGUGCCGUACAGGUAUGCGCAAUACAUGUAUAAGUACGAUCGAAUCUAUUCCAACACAUCGAAGUCGAGCUGCGCAUACAUUUACUGGGUGGAAUAAACGAUGUUUUUACGACUUGACUCCUGCGAUUUGUUGAGAGCUUUUCCUUUCAAAUCUGCCCUCAAAGCCGGUGGACCCUUGGCGAAAAAGGUGCUUUGAAUACAAAUAAAGAAUAAGAAAAAAAAAAACAUGAAAUCGUGAUUUUAUACACGCUCGGAAUUGGCCAUGGUGUACGAGGGUGAGAGUCAAGUGUGUAAGCAGAGAAAGAGAGUAAUCGUAUUUUCUGCACGUUGUAAAGCACAAUUCAUCCCUCGUAAGGAACGCCUCCGUUUCGAAUCAAUGAGCGAAAAUGAUUAAUAAAUAUUUUCCUUGAACGCACAUUUCCGUACGUCGCUAUAAGCAAUAAGGGUCCUCGAUGUCUCGAAUGUUCGUUCUAAAAAUCUUUUUUUCCCCCUUCGGCGUAAUCAGGGCGCUCUUUUACGAAAUAUAUAUGUAUUCCUUAUACAAGUAUGUACGUUCACGCAGAUCAAAUGUCACAAAAUUCAUUUGGAUCAGAGUUCAGAUUGCCCUCGCAAAAGUUAGUCGCAAAUCGACGAAUAAACCACUAAAAUAAAUACAUUUUGAAUAACGAACAGUUGACUUCAUUUAUUCGUUUGUUUGUCAAAAUUUUCAAUACGCCCCUUGAUUUGUUCAAGCGUCAAUAAUCACGUGUGACGAAGAUUUAAUUCGUUGCGUUAGUAGAUUAAAUUGAUCUUAAAAUUCUUCACCGAUAUGAGAACCGUGAAUGUACUGUACUUGAAGACCUAUAAUAACCACUCGCAUCGUAGGGAGGACUUGAAUAAUCGCAGCAGAAUAUAUUCCCGAAAUUUUUAUCCCUUGUGCGCGGUAAGAGAAUCCCAAACGUAAUUAAAUAAUUAAAAUUUCUAUAUUUAUUCGUUGAAUGAUCCGAAUACACAGCGUACGUAUCUAAGUAAAGAAAAAAAAAAAAGAAGAAAAUACUUUGUAAUUCUGUACCAAAGAAUGUGAUAGCGUAUGAUGUCCGUGCAAGCUUAUUAGUGCCGCAAUUUUGUUUUAUAUUAUUGUUACGUUUGAAAGUAUGUAUAAAUUUAUAUUAUAUCGAACGAUUUAUGAAAGUCGUAGGCUAGGAUGACGAGCGUUAUCGAUCCAAUCUUUUGUAAAAUUGUACUCGGACAGUGUAUGCCGUUAUCCAUGUAUAAUUGAAUAACAAACACGUGUCAAUUUUUAUUUCCGAGUGCAAUUUCAACAGAACGACGACGCACGCGGUCAGUAAAUCAUAAAUAGUACUAAUAAUAAACAUAAAACAAAGUAAAAUUACUUUACGGCAUAGGUAUACUUUUAGAUAUGAUAUGUAAUAAUAUUAAAUAUUGAAUUACGAGAGUACGUUACUUUACAUGUACACAGCUAAUAUAACAUAUUGUUACGACUACGACAGCUCUUGCAUCAAUUAUAACAAUAAUAACAAAGAGCAUUUUAGGAUUGUAUAAAUAAAACUGAAGAACAAAAUUUAAUUAGGAUGUAAAAUUAACACUAUGGUAUAGUGAUUGAAUAUAUUUGUAAUUUAUUCGCGACUCGUAUAAUAAUUAUAAUGCCCGCACAUACCGUAUACUAUAUUCAUGGCAUAUUACCCAUAGGUGUAUAAUUCGAUCGAGUCCUAAAAAUUAUCAUUUCAACUCACUGCAACUGAUCUCACGAGCUACAUUGAGUCUUGUAAAUUAUCUACAUCGAGCGACGUUGAGAAAAAUAUCGAAGAUCGAUGACAAAAAAUCAAUCAUUGAAUGAAUACCUAUUGGCAAAUUUGUCCAUACCCAAAUGAUAAUGAUAUUAGGGCUACGCGUUAUGAAUUUUGCAAAUCGGAUGAUAAACGCUAUGGGGAAAUUUUUUACCAAAUGCAUUCAGCUCUUCGGGACGAUGUAAAAUUGUACCCGUCUGCUGUUAGAUCAUUUGUUGCAUCAUUGACUCAUGAAUAUUAUGUAUAAUAGCUAUACGGAAUAACUAAAACUAAUUAUUGAUAAGCGCUAUGUAAAAUAUUGUAUAUUAUUUCACCUCAUUUAUUUUUCAAUGUUUGUACUAGCGAAGCGUUUAUACAAUUAUACUGUCAUGCACAUCUAGUAUACAGUAUGUUGAGCAGUACAAUAUGCUGUGAAUUAACUUUUUAGAGAAAUGAUACACAUUAUUUGAGUCUAUAAUUUAGAUAUUUCGUAAAUGAUGUAUAUGAUAUACAUUUCAAUCAAAUGUCAAGUGUUGUAAUCGGAACGGAAUUUUAUCCGUUCCGUAUUUCAAUUGCAGUAUUGCUGCAGCCAAUUAAACUAAUUUGUGUGGCAGCGGCGUAUAACUUGAAUAUUUUCCAAAAAGUGACAACUGAAAAUCGAAUGUUAUUUACAGUUAUUAUUCAAAUUAAUACCUUUAUCAUUAUCAGUUUUGCUGCUGUUACUAUUCAAAUAUUACAAAAAUUAAAAAAUUCUAGGAAUGCAAGCUAUUGAAUUUACGAGGAAGAUGGUCACGAAGUAGAUUGCUUUAUUGGAUAUGCUCGUCCAGCACUUACAAAAGUGAUCGUAAAUCACGUAUGUACAAUGUAUCAUAUGCCUUUUUCGGCUAUCACCUUGUGUUCUCAAAUUCGAACACUAGAAUAUAAGACGGUAAAGCGAGAUAAUUUUCGCAAGGUUUCCUCAAUAUUCUAUCGCCGUUCAUAAUGCUGUAAUACCUAUAGGAACUGCAUUGCAAUAAAUGUACACGCAGUUACUAUUCGUGCGUAGUGCCAUUGUUCACUGUGUCUAUGCAAAUCAAAUAGUACCAAUGGUUGAAUUUCGAAAAUUCUACUAAUGAAAAAUUGCGUGCGUUCAUAUGUGCGUAAAUGUGUGUGUGUGUGUCAGGAUUUGUUGGGUGUCUGUCUAGGCGCGUACGAUAAACUAUGUGAAUAUUCGCCCCUCGAUAAGUUUUAUUUUUCUUUUGAGAUCUUUGAGGAAGUGCUCCUGAAACAUAGAGCAACAACUCCAUAGCUGCACCAAUAUUAACAUUAACACUCGUACGCAUAUAAAAAAGUAUUUCAACAUAAAAUGAAUUAUAACGCAUAUAAUAUAUAGCAUAAUAUAUAUUAUAGCAUAUUGAUGUUUCCUAAUGAUCCCUGUAUUGAUAAGACGAAGUAAUUGGAGUUCUGAUAUUGAAUAAUUACAAAUGAAUAAUUAACCAGUGACUGGCUUUAUAGAAUGUACUAUAUAAAAAUUUAUUGAUUACCCUAUUAAUUAGUGUUGAAACGAAGUACACCGAAGAGGAAGCCAGUCCCAAGAACCAAGCGCUACGUUGACACAAAUACCAUAUGGGAUGUGUUACGGUAGUUGAAUUAUCUCUGAAUUUUGUGGGAUUGCUUCAAUUUUUCCCCAUCUUUAGUUCGUGAGAUCUGAAACUGCCUUUGUCCGAGACUACAAAAAUGAAAUGAAUUUAGCAUCCACGGUAUUGGUUUUCAAUUUUCAAUUGCGUUAAUGUAUGGUAUAUUUGAUCGAAUUAGUCUGUAAGAAAUUCUUACAACGAAACGUUGAUAUACUGUUUAAAUUUUAGUGAAAUAUAUUAUACAUGUAUUAUUUAUUCUAGUCCUACUUGCUUAACUAUAAUGUAAUAUAACUAAUUCCUGUGUCAAGUGUAACGAUUAAUUAAGUUCUAAUAAAAUCAGGUACAACCUGUCCACUCGUCUGCUCAACAA